GAAACCAGACUACCGGCAAGCGCACGAAUUUGUUUGUGGACUGUGCAGUGUGUAGUGGGCAGAGAAAGUUUUAAGGUUAAUGUUAUCUAGAUUUUGCGAAGGAAAAUGACUGGAAUGAUUGUAACAAAGACGUUGAAGUUGAGGGCCCUUUUAACAGCCCCAUUAUCCUCCAUGUGUAUGCACACAGUGACCGAAAUCAAAGGAAACAAAAAUGUGUACGACGUUGUUAUUGUUGGAGGAGGCAUGGUUGGGACGACAAUGGCCUGUAAAUUAGGACAUGAUAGACGCUUAUCUAACAAACGCAUCCUGCUUUUAGAAGGCAGUCCAAAGAAAGAGUGGCAGCUUACUCCACAUUACAGCAAUCGUGUUUCUGCUUUGAAUGGGGGCACAAAAUCUCUGCUAGAAUCAAUUGGUGCUUGGGAAAAGAUAUAUAAAACAAGAUGUAAGGCUGUGAAGAAAAUGCAAGUUUGGGAUGCUCUGUCAGAUGCAAUGAUAACGUUCAACAAUGAUGGAAUGGCAGAAGAGAUUGCAUACAUAGUUGAAAAUGACCUUUUAGUAGACUCAGUUAGUAAAUGUCUGGAAGAACGAACUUCCAAUGUUGAAGUCAUCUAUGAAGCAAAAGUUAAAAAUUGCAAAUUACCAUCAAGUGAUGUUUUAUCUGGUGCACAUGACCUUGCACAGAUUGAAAUGGAAGAUGGUACUUCUUACAGCUGCAGAUUACUGUUCUGAUGGGAAAGAUGAGACCAAGGCACUGGUGAAACAUCCUGACAUCCUGAAUGCCAAAAAUUCUGUGUAAAAUUUGUUUUCAGGC
Schistocerca gregaria is the source of this 811-nucleotide messenger RNA. RefSeq names its product ubiquinone biosynthesis monooxygenase COQ6, mitochondrial (gene Coq6). NCBI's taxonomy places the organism in Eukaryota, Metazoa, Arthropoda, Insecta, Orthoptera, Acrididae. Bases 106 to 729 code for a protein of 207 amino acids. Gene Ontology annotation, biological process: ubiquinone biosynthetic process. Gene Ontology annotation, cellular component: mitochondrion. Gene Ontology annotation, molecular function: oxidoreductase activity. The record is from RefSeq and is a predicted model, not a curated record. The transcript is spliced from 4 exons.